Messenger RNA from Brassica napus (rape), 615 nucleotides. RefSeq names its product glutathione S-transferase T3-like. The record is from RefSeq and is a predicted model, not a curated record. The coding region runs from base 1 to 615 and encodes 204 amino acids. Lineage: Eukaryota; Viridiplantae; Streptophyta; Magnoliopsida; Brassicales; Brassicaceae. The transcript is spliced from 2 exons.
AUGGAUCCAAGAAAUAUUUAUACGCAGUCCUCUAGCUACUUCCCUUUCCAUUCUAAUGUUCACUUAGGAGAAUCCGAGAACCCUCCUUUCAGUUCUCACCCAUCUGAAGACACACCCGUAGGCACACCAGUAGGCACACCCGUGGACCGUGUUGCUCGACGUAAAUGGACCCCGACUGAUGACGAGGUCCUAAUCAGUGCGUGGCUCAACACUUCCAAGGAUGCUGUAGUUGGAAAUCAGCAGAAGUCACUCACCUUCUGGCAACGUGUUGCUGAGUAUUACACAACAAGUCCUCACGGAGUAGGGGAUGGUGAAAAGAGAGAGCAUCUUCAUUGUAAGAAGAGGUGGGCUAGGAUAAACGAUCACGUGAACAAGUUCUGCGGCGCUUAUGCCACAGCAGAGAGGCAAAUUAGCAGUGGUGAGAGUGACACUGAUAAAUGGCUCAGCCUCAACACACCAAAAGGAAGCUCAAAGAGGAAAAAUGGUGAAACACCAUCUGAAACGUCAACCAACGAGAAUGGUGAUCAUGAGACCCGGCCUGAAGGUAUCAAGGCUGCUAAAUCGAAAAGGAACACUGGUCAAGGGAAGUCUGUUGCUGAGUACACCACCCUAUGA